This is a messenger RNA of Necator americanus (New World hookworm), 2841 nucleotides long. RefSeq lists its product as uncharacterized. The transcript is spliced from 3 exons. Gene Ontology annotation, molecular function: catalytic activity. The record is from RefSeq and is a predicted model, not a curated record. The coding region runs from base 1 to 2841 and encodes 946 amino acids. NCBI's taxonomy places the organism in Eukaryota, Metazoa, Nematoda, Chromadorea, Rhabditida, Ancylostomatidae.
AUGGCGACCGGUGAGAGGCGAUCAAAUCUCAGGUUGCUCAGGACGUCAUUGAUUCUGGACCAAGGCGACACACGCACGACUCGCCAUGGAGACUGUCUCAGACUGUGUACUUACAACGCGAGAACAGUUUCUACAGACGCUGAUCUGCAUGCCCUUCUCGGAGCUGCAGAGCGUAUCAAAUUUCACGUGAUUGCUCUGCAGGAGACCAAGUGCAGAAGGAGCGACGUACGACAGAUGAAUGACGGUACACUCGUCAUUCGUCGAGAGAAGGUUCCGUCGCGAAAUGUAGGCGGUGUCGGUUUUGUUGUGCACCCAUCUGUCGUCCAUCUCGUCGAUUCUCACGAGACCCUGUCACCUCGUCUGGCCAUUCUUCGCCUCCGCACUUUGCGCCAAAAAUCCAUCAGUAUCAUGAACUGCUACUCGCCAACAUCAGCAGCUGAUGAAUCCGAAUUGGACGCGUUUUACGAGGAGCUGGAGGAAAUAGUCCGCAACGAGAUGUCCUUCUACAAAUUCGCUGUCGGAGAGUUCAACGCAAAACUAGGAAAGGCCACAGAAGAGGAAUGCAGGAUUGGAAGAUUUGGACUAGGGGACCGGAAUGAAAAUGGCAAUCGUCUCGCCGGGCUGUUGUCCGCCGCUCGCCUCUUUCAUGGGAACUCUCUUUUCAUGAAAAAAGAUCAUCGUCGGUGGACAUGGGAAUCGCCCAAUGGCGCGACUCGCGCGGAGAUCGACCACAUACUUACUAACCGGAGGUGGUGUCUACUUGACGUCUCAGUAGUACCAUCCUUUUCUAGUGGUUCUGAUCACCGUCUCCUUCGUGCGAAAAUACGACUUAGCCACACGAUGGAAAAGAACAUCUGCUAUCGGCAACGAAGGAGAAAAGAAGUCGUCUACGACGAUUGCGUACUCGAGGACUCCUUGUCCCAAGGUGACUGGCACAUCGAGGAGGACCCAAACGUGGACUACGAGAUGCUGCUCAGAGGAUUACGAACCUGUGCUGAAAGUGCCUCGAAAGUGCGCACGACAAACUUGGAUCGAACUUCGAAGACCACCAAGGAAUUGUUGGAAAGAAGAAGGGUUUUGAGGCUUGAUCCGAAUGCAACGCACAUUGAGCGGUUAGUAGCAGACACUAGCUGCAGAAAAGCGUUGCAAGAGGAUCUUUUGAAGUACAGGCAGAAGAAGAUUCUGGAAGCAGCACAAAGAAGAACGAGUCUAAAGAAGUGCCGCAGGGAUUUCCGCGAAUAUAAUAUUCCGCUAGCAACCUUGCUGAGCGAAGACGGGACUCGCAUGUCUUCUCGUCGUGAGAUGAAAAUCAUAACGGAGAGGUUCUGCUCGAACCUUUUCCGUUCAUCAACUCCUGUGUCAAGCCCAAUCAUAUCCACUGGUGAAGCUCCACCACGGAUUCUCCCUUCGGAAGUACGAGUCGCUACUAGGACCAUGAAACCUGGCACAGCCCCCGGACCUGAUUUUAUAUCAGCAGACUUUCUUGGGAAAGGAAGGAUCCCAGACCACUGGAAGACCUCGCGAACCGUUCUUAUCCAUAAGAAAGGUGACCGAGAGACCUUCGGAACUACCGUCCGAUAUGCUUGCUGGGCGACGCUGGAUGAAGCCCAGCCUCAAGAACAACCUGGAUUCCGCCAGGGGUUCGGCUGCUUAGACCACAUCCAGAUCGUGUCGAGGGUCAUAGAGGUUUGCCGGGAAUACCGCCUGCCUUUUAUUCUAACCUUCGUCGACUAUGAGAAAGCCUUCGACAGCGUAGAAACGAAUGCAAUACUGUCAACGCUGGUCGAUCAAGGUGUGGACGUGUCGUAUGUGAGGACAUUAGCCAAUUGCUACGAUCGAUGCAUCAUUAAGACACAGUUUUUCCACCGCCCCCUCAUCAUACCCAUUGGAAAGGGGGUACGACAAGGCGAUAGUACAUCGCCGAAGCUGUUCACGGCUGCAUUGCAAUGGAUAAUGAAAUCACUUUCCUGGGAAGAAAAGGGCAUACGUGUUGAUGGAAGAUUUCUGUCGAACCUUCGUUUUGCGGACGACAUCGUUCUCUUUUCGAGCAGUACCAGUGAAGCAGAAACGAUGCUCAGCGAAUUGAACGAAGCAGGGAAGAGAAUAGGACUGCGAAUAAACAGAAAGAAGACACAGUUCAUGAAGAACGCCUACUGCGAGGACGGAGGAGUACAACUUGAAGGCUCCCAAAUCGUGGAAGGUUCGUCAUUCGCAUACCUCGAACCUUCUAUGAACAUGGAAAAUGACUUGAAGGAAGAACGGAAUAGAAGAAUGAGAGCAGCAUGGGCAGCAUUCGCACCCGUCAGGGAAGGUACGGACCAACUGAAGGACCGUGAUCUUCGUGCCCAUCUGUUCGACUCGACAGUCCUUCCAGCGCUCUGUUACGCAGCGCAGACUUGGGCAGACUCUGCGGCCACGUCUAGGAAGCUACUUACUACCCACAGAGCCCUUGAGAGAUGUUUGCUGAAGUUUAACCGGCGCACACAACACCUAGCCGGUCUUCGUAGCUCCGACUUAAGAGGAAUGUCCCGUCUUCGCGACCCAGCGGAAUAUGUAUCGAAAGCAAAACAUAGAUGGGCCGGUCACAUCAUGAGAAGAAUCGACGAUAGAUGGACUAAAAGAACUCUAGAGUGCAUCCCAAGGGAGGCUAAACGUCCCCGAGGGAGACCGCCAACGAGACGGGGCGACGUGUUCGCUACACGGAUGGACCAGCUGAGAGCUCAGCUGGAUACGGUUCAAGGACCUCGUCAACGUCACUCACGAAGCUUGAGAACAUCUUGGAUGACAAUGGCGAGGGAACGAAAAGAGUGGAAGAGAUGCUGGGGCCCGCACGUCCAGUGA